Molecule: messenger RNA, 1182 nt
Organism: Spodoptera exigua (beet armyworm)
Lineage: Eukaryota; Metazoa; Arthropoda; Insecta; Lepidoptera; Noctuidae
Source: the annotation of a GenBank genome assembly
GACGUCCUGAGUUAGUAUUGUAGCCUUCGUCGACCUGUUUACACGCGUCCGAGAUAAACAGUUAAAAGAUGAGGUGUGAUUGUGACUACGUCCUUACCAAUGGAGAGUUAUUAGCAAAGCAUUAUGACAACUGUCGGUUGGCGUGGGAUGAACUGCAUCCAGGAAAACCAUGUCCCAAAAAUGCAGAUGGUACCAUAAAGUUGUUGAAUAAACAUCUAGACAACCUAGAUGUGGAUAUUCUGUAUCACUUGGGCCUUGAUACAAGGACUUACGACCUUCCUGCCAUGUUUGGAGAUGUCAAGUUCGUAUGUAUGGGUGGCACAAAGGUUCGCAUGCGUGAGUUUGCAGAGUACAUGCGGGAAGUGUUGGACCUGCCGAACAAAGGGGAGAAGCUCGUGAAUCUGACGAAACACUCGCAGCGAUACGCCAUGUAUAAAGUUGGACCUGUUCUCUCCAUUAGUCAUGGCAUUGGCAUCCCAUCGAUGACAACAGUCCUUCAAGAAGUGAUCAAGUUGAUGUACUACGCGAAGGUUAAGGAUCCUAUCUUCUUCAGAGUUGGCACGUCUGGAGGUCUUGGUAUACCGGCUGGUUCAGUCGUCGUCUCAACGUUCGGAGUGAAUGGAAAUUUGGAGAAGACUUACGAUGUUCCAGUGCUAGGCAAAACUCGCAAGCUGCCAGCAUUCCUCGACCAAAGGGUGUGCCAAGAAGUUCAAUCGCUGAGCUCUGAUGACGAUGGCUUUGGUACAUUCAUGGGCGGAACUAUGGGAGCUGAUGACUUUUAUAGAGGCCAAGCGCGUCUUGAUGGGCCUUUCUGCGACUACACUGAGGCAGACAAGAUGACUUUUCUAAAGACGCUAACUAACAUGGGUGUCCGUAACAUAGAGAUGGAAGCCACAGCCUUUAGCGCUUUCACUAGAGAAGCAGGAAUCCGCGCCAGUAUUGUUUGCGUCACAUUCUUAAACCGACUCCAAGGCGAUCAGGUGACUCCAAGCAAAACUACAUUAACAGAAUGGCAGAGACGACCUAUGCUUGUAGUCGGCAGAUACAUUGCUCAGUAUUUUAAGGAGAAAUGACACCAACGAUGACAACAAAAAAAAACCACACAGCAAAAUGGCAUGAAUAUUGAUGAAGGAAUAAUUGUAAAUGUCCUGAAGACUAUGUUGCUAAGUCGCUAAGCCUAAC